Molecule: messenger RNA, 1098 nt
Organism: Pseudogymnoascus verrucosus
Lineage: Eukaryota; Fungi; Ascomycota; Leotiomycetes; Thelebolales; Thelebolaceae
Gene: YKT6
Product: palmitoyltransferase
Exons: 4
Coding region: 69-668 (199 amino acids)
Biological process (GO): endoplasmic reticulum to Golgi vesicle-mediated transport
Cellular component (GO): Golgi apparatus
Molecular function (GO): SNAP receptor activity
Source: RefSeq, a predicted model, not a curated record
CAGGCCCUCAUUGUUUGCGCCUACAGCAUCGCUUCUCCAAACAUAACCACCCACUCUACACCACCAAGAUGAAGCUAUUUUACAUUGGAAUCUUUAAGAAUGCCGAGAAGCCAGCGCAUGAGUUGGUUUCCGCAAAAGAUACCAGUUCCUUUAGCUUCUGGGAGAGGUCGACGGUGAGCGAGUUCAUGACUUUCUUCAGCAAGACAGUCGCCGAAAGUAAAGAUGCUGCGCCUGGAAAACGCCAGGAGAUCUACGAAGGGCCAUACAAGUUCCACAGUCUUGGGCACAACACCGGGAUUGUGGGCAUAAUCAUGUCAGACCACGAAUAUCCGCUAUUAGUUGCACAGUCGCUGCUCAACAAGGUCCUCGACGAAUUUACUGCCAAGUACCCGCGGUCGACCUGGUCCAACUCGAACCCCACACUUGAAUUCCCGGACUUAACAUCAUACCUGGCGAAGUACCAAGAUCCUCAACAGGCGGAUAACAUCAUGAAGAUCCAGAAGGAGCUGGAUGAGACAAAGGUCAUUCUGCACAAGACGAUCGAGAGCGUGCUGGAGCGUGGCGAGAAGAUAGAUGAUUUGGUAGCGAAGAGCCAGGGUUUGAGCGACACGAGCAGGAUGUUCUAUACCAAGGCGAAGCAACAGAACUCGUGCUGUGUAUUGAUGUAAAUACGAGGGGUUGGCUUGGAUCUCAUUUGGCGUUUCAUUCCCUAUUAAUACCUACCUACUGGUUGUCUAUCAGCUGCGCUAUAGCUAUCAGUAAUGCAUAAGACUCUGAUAUACCGUUGCCCUGUUCAAGCUGCAUAAUUGCCCCAAUAUGGCAAUUCAGAUUUGCUGUAACAGUGCUACAUUUUGGAGCAGCCCCAUAAUAUUUGCCUUAAUAGGAAAGAAGACCCCUGGUAGGCUUGGCAUCAUAAUUGCCUACCUACUCUAAUAGGUAUUAUAGUUCUUACCUACUACGGUAUAACAGCCCCAUUUGCGUGUAAGAAUUCGUUUUUAUUACUAUAUACAGUUAUCCCUAAUUCUGAGCGAUAUUUUUACUAUCUUCUUCUUUACUACGAGCAGACAGGGUUCCUGUGCUGCUAGAUUUAGAACAGAG